CUCUUAUUAAUGGCCUCUCUGGAAUACCUCCACAUCAGAAAAAAGUGGUCUAUCUCUGUCAGCUUUUGAUAAGAAUUGCAAAAGGACAAAAACUUGAAUGCCAUUUUGAAAAUGAUCCAAGAAUUUCACCUUUGGAAUCUGCUCUGUCUUUCUGGACUUUACUUGAAAAGGAAGAAGUUAAACUGGAAAAGCUUCAUGAAGAUAUUCAUCGCUUGAUUCAAAUUCAGAUUGUAGCAGUCUAUAUGGAAAAUGGAUAUUUCAAGGAGGCCACUGAAGUUCUUGAAAGGCUCUUCACAGACUCGGAAUCAGAUAAGCCUUUAAGGGUGAAGCUGACAACUGUAAUUAGAAGCAAGGAUCCAUAUGUUCCCCUUCUUCAAAGCUUCAGUUACAAUCUUCUGAUAAAUAAAAUCAAGUCUUAUGUUGAACUUUUCAUGAAAGAAAAUGAAACUAACUUCUUAAUACAGGCAGCCACAAAACACAUAGAGUCUAAAGGAUUUGGAGCAAUGGCAUUGCAAAACAAAAUGCCAAAUGCCUUGUUCAGGACAGAAGCAGAGAGUGAGAAGUGCUCUUCGCA
Apaloderma vittatum (bar-tailed trogon) is the source of this 574-nucleotide messenger RNA. RefSeq names its product telomeric repeat binding factor (NIMA-interacting) 1 (gene TERF1). The annotation marks the transcript as partial. The record is from RefSeq and is a predicted model, not a curated record. Lineage: Eukaryota; Metazoa; Chordata; Aves; Trogoniformes; Trogonidae. The transcript has 6 exons. Gene Ontology annotation, molecular function: telomeric repeat DNA binding; protein homodimerization activity.